This is a messenger RNA of Quercus lobata, 1413 nucleotides long. RefSeq lists its product as uncharacterized. Gene Ontology annotation, molecular function: RNA-DNA hybrid ribonuclease activity; nucleic acid binding. The transcript has 4 exons. NCBI's taxonomy places the organism in Eukaryota, Viridiplantae, Streptophyta, Magnoliopsida, Fagales, Fagaceae. Bases 1 to 1413 code for a protein of 470 amino acids. The record is from RefSeq and is a predicted model, not a curated record.
AUGGAUUUACUAAUAGAUUCUACGAUAGGAAGCGCCAUGUUUUCGUUCAUGGAUGGGUUCAGCGAAUACAAUCAGAUCAGGAUGGCACCAAAGGACGCAGAGAAAACUGCUUUCAGAACACCUAUGGGCAAUUUCUACUACACUGUGAUGCCCUUCGGGUUAAAAAAUGCAGGCGCAACUUAUCAAAUGACGGUCAUAUUUCACGACAUGAUGCACCAGGAACUAGAGGACUAUGUGGAUGACAUAGUGGUUAAAUCAAAGAGGAGGGAAGAACAUUUCCACAUGUUGAAAAGGGCAUUCGAAAGAUGCAGAGCCUUUAAGCUAAGGAUGAACCCCCUCAAGUGCGCAUUUAGGGUGUCCUCUGGGAAAUUCUUGGGUUUCCUGGUUCACAGCAGAGGGGUAGAUGUGGACCCGGCCAAAGCCACGGCUAUAGCAACUAUGAGACCUCCGAUCACGGUCCCUAUUCACAAAAAACCAUUGCUACUUUACUUGGCCACCAACUCGUAUGCCAUUGGUGCACUAAUCGCCCAGGAGGAUGGAGGUGGCGUUGAGCAGCUAGUGUACUACAUUAGCCGUGCCUUAAAAGAUGCAGAAACUCAUUAUCCAAGGGUGGAGAGAGCAUGCCUGGCCAUUCAACCGAUCCUCUCUGGUAGAAUAUCCCAGUGGUUGUUACAAUUGUCACAGUACGACUUGAGAAUGGGGACACCUAAGGUGAUGAAAAGUCAGGCUAUAGCGAAUCUAUUGGCACAGUUUCAGGGAGAGGAAGAAUUCCCGCUGGAUGAUGAAGUUCCAGGGGAAGUAGCCGUGGCGGAAGAGUUUGGAGGGGUGGGAGUAGUCUUGUAUCAUGAAGAAGACAAGGUAGUGGUACUAUCGUUCAAGUUGGAAUUCCCAUGUUCAAACAACACGGCGAAAUACGAAACCUACCUAACUGGGUUAGCCAUGGAUCUCAAAAUGGGAGUCAAACAUUUGAGAGUAUUGGGAGAUUCAAACCUGGUUGUCUGCCAGGCCAAGGGAAGCUUUUCCUUAAAAGAGCCCAGCCUAACCUCAUACAGAGCGAUGGCCCAGAGGAUGGAAGAAAAAUUCUCAACCUUCGAGCUAGAGCAUGCUCCAAGAAACGAAAAUCGGUUUGCGGACGCAUUAGCCGCACUGGGGUCGCAAAUAAUUUUCAAAGGGGAUAGCACUGGGAUAGAAGUCAGCAAAAGGGAAGAAUCUAUAAUUGAGGUGUUGAAGGAAAGGUUCUGGGAGGAACAGGGCGAAAGGGAUUGGCGAAUCCCUAUAAGGGAAGUCUUGAUAAAGGGAAAAGAUGCCGCAGAAUUAAAAAUACUAAAAAACUACGCCUUGGUGAGAGAGGAGUUGUACCCCAGGAUGCUAGGUGGGGUCUUAUCCAAAUGCAUGGGGCAGGAGGAGGCCUAG